AUGUACAGGAGGAAAACUGUCAAGAAAUACAAGGGGGAAACGGUCAAGAAAUACAGUUGGAAAACGGUCAAGAUGUACAGAAGGAAACGGUCCACAAGUACAGAGGGAAGACGGUCAAGAUGUGCAGGGGGAAACUGCGUGGAAGGAGACAUUGAUGCGAUGUUAGAGUACAAUCUAACCCCCACUGUUGCGACUCUUCAUUUCAUUGAGAAAUGGACAGACAGGUUGACUCGAUCAUGCAAGGCAAAGUCUGCAAAUGUUAUCUACUUUGUCAAACACUCUUCCCACAAUAAUUUGUUCUUGUACCUUCAGCCACAAAUCACUAUUGAAGUCGACACUGGAAUGUCCAGAAAUGGGUGUCAGAGCCACGAAUUGCCUCAUCUGAUGAAAGUAGGAUAUAUAAGCAGUUAUGGUAUCUCUGUGCACAGUAUCAUGACUCAUUUUUCUCAACCCUGGGAUGACCCAACGUUCACACAACAGCAGCUGGACAGAUUUCUAGAGGCUACCAAACUCUACAGGUCUCAGGGUAUCAAAGUCCACGUUGCCAGCUCUUCUGCUAUCAUCAGAGGUUAUGGGACAGACCUAGACUUUGUUAGACCAGGAUCACUAAUAUAUGGAUUACUGCCUGACUAUAAGCCACAAGUACUGUCGAUCGUUCAAGCACUGGGGACCACCCCUGCACUUUCCUGGCUAGCAAGACCGUGUCUUGUUAAGACUUUGGAGGCAGGAAGAAAAGUUGGAUACAAUCAAAAGUUCAAGCUAAAGAAGCGAGAGAUCAUUGCCACUUUCAGCUUUGGGUAUGGCGAUGGCUACAGUACACAGCUUUCUGGACAUGGCGUGCUGACCGAUGUGAACG
Molecule: messenger RNA, 856 nt
Organism: Candidula unifasciata
Lineage: Eukaryota; Metazoa; Mollusca; Gastropoda; Stylommatophora; Geomitridae
Source: the annotation of a GenBank genome assembly